Messenger RNA from Photinus pyralis (common eastern firefly), 1162 nucleotides. Its product is annotated as glutathione S-transferase 1-1-like. The coding region runs from base 438 to 1091 and encodes 217 amino acids. The record is from RefSeq and is a predicted model, not a curated record. Gene Ontology annotation, biological process: glutathione metabolic process. The transcript is spliced from 3 exons. Gene Ontology annotation, molecular function: glutathione transferase activity. NCBI's taxonomy places the organism in Eukaryota, Metazoa, Arthropoda, Insecta, Coleoptera, Lampyridae.
CGGAUUAAAGCUGACCAAGAUAAGUUAAGAGAAGAAGAAAUAUUCAACUUAAAAACCAAAAUGAAUGUGAAAUAAGAACUAUUUAAGAGAGAGCGAUAAACGAAUAUAAAAAAAGGCUUUUUUAGUCCUAGUGUAAAUAUUUCCGAAGUUUUUUUCCGAAAAACUGCUAAUCCCUAACGAAAUUGUGUAUAUAUAAUUAAAAUAAAUGCAAUAUAAUUAGAAUUAUCUGUAGUUGACAAAUAAGAUUGUUUUUAUAAAAACACGUACAGAUAACCAGACGUAGUACAAAUAGAGCAUGAUAAUAAAUCCUACCCAAAAAUAAAUAGCUUUUAGGAAAGCCAAAGGUCAUUCUGGUUACAUCAUGUCGAAAUGUUUUUAAUGAACGGUGGUACAGUCAUAUUUGUCGUAGACGUUGUGUUGUCAAUUCGUAUUUCAAUAUGAGCUUGAUAUUAUACAAAAGUAAUAUAAGUCCACCGGUGAGAACCGUCCAAAUGGCAUGUAAAGCACUAAAUAUUGAAGUAGAGGAAGUUGAAGUGAAUCUGCUUGACAGAAACUACAUGAAGAAUGAGUUCAUAAAGAUCAACCCAGAACGCACCAUUCCGACUCUUGUGCAUAACGGUAACGUGAUAUGGGAUAGUCACGCAAUUAUCGCCUAUCUAGCAAUACUGUCUGGCAAGGAAGAAGAGUUUUACCCGACCGAGCCCUUAAAACGUGCACGCAUUAAUCAGAGGUUGCACUUUGAGUCCUGCAAUAUAUUUGGAUUGUUUCGUCUGAUGGCGCGCGAGAUUGGUUACUUUGGUGGCAAAGGCGUGUCCGAUUUCAACAUUUCCGAAUCCAACGAAUCAUACGAACGGUUAAACCUGUUUUUAGAGAAAACCAAGUGGGUUGCCGGCGACGAGAUCACCUUAGCUGAUUUUAGCUUGAUUCCUUCAGUUACCACCAUGGAUGUUGUCGUACCGAUAGAUCCAAAGUAUACGAACAUUCAUAAAUGGAUUGAGCGGGCUUCCAAGGAAUGGCCUUACUAUAACAUUAACCAAAGAGGGUUGGAUGAGUUUAAAGUCGUGUUCAAUAGCAUCCGUGGGCAAGAUUGACCGUUUCUUUUUGGUUAUGAGGUUCAAACUUUUUAAAUAUUUUUUACAUUUAUAAUAAAAGAUUGAAUUGA